Messenger RNA from Acaromyces ingoldii, 1417 nucleotides. Its product is annotated as WD40 repeat-like protein. Gene Ontology annotation, molecular function: protein binding. The coding region runs from base 12 to 1157 and encodes 381 amino acids. The transcript is spliced from 5 exons. NCBI's taxonomy places the organism in Eukaryota, Fungi, Basidiomycota, Exobasidiomycetes, Exobasidiales, Cryptobasidiaceae. The record is from RefSeq and is a predicted model, not a curated record.
ACACCGAUCGGAUGCAGUCGCAGCCGACCUGGAUCCUGCGGCACCAUUCUCCCGAUUCUAUCCAUUCGCUUCGAGCUAUUAAGACGCAGGAUGAGGGCGCCUUUGUCCUGGCAGGCGACGCGUCCGGGCGCGUCUCGCUGACGUCGCUAGAAGACUAUCGUCCGCGAUGCUUCUGGAGCCCACACACCAAGUCCAUCUUGGGCAUUGAUGUCGUCCAGGGUCAGCAGGGCAAGAGCGCCUGUGUGAUCAGCCAAGGUCGCGACAACAAGCUCCUGGCAUCGCUCCUCCCUUCCCCAUCGUUAGCACCAUCCGGCGCCGCCGUCCUACCCUCUCGGAUCCAGUCAGACCUGCCCGUCCCCAUGCUCCUCGACAGUCUGGACAUCAAUGCGCUCAACUUCUGUCCGUUUGCCUGCGUACCAGCGCGUGAUGGAAGGAACGGGGGCUACCUCGUGGCUGUGCCGCAUACAGUCGAUUCCGCCUUUGUUGAUCUGUACAGCCUCCCAAGCAAGCAGAGAGUCGUUCGGGCCUUGGGCAAAGCCGACAUCGAGUCCGAGCGUAGCGCAUUGGGCCAUCGAAAGGGCAUUGUCAUGUCCAUGUCUUUGCACCGGACAAAGGACAAGCUGAGGCUUGUGGCUGGGUAUGAGGAUGGCUAUGUGAAGUCAUGGGCCAUCGAUGAAAAGGCAGAGGAAAAGGAGUGGAGCUGGGACCUUCUUUGGUCCGAGCGCAAGCACAUCGAGUCUGUUCUCGCUCUUGCCGUUUCGGCCGAUCAUACAUUUGCUGUCUCGGUCGGCGCAGACGACCGAUUAGUGCGCUACGAGCUCGUAGACGGUCGGAGUACCGUCAUCAAAUGCAAGUCUUCCGGCCACGCCAGCGUUGUUGUGCGGCAAGAUGGCUGUCUGGUGGCUGUAGGAGGAUGGGACGGGCGAAUACGGCUCUACGACGCUGCGCUCGAGCUGAAGGACACGCUGCGAUACCAUAAAGACACAGUGCAGGUGCUGGCGUUCCUUGAGGCUAGGAAAGACCUUCGCAUCUUCCAUCGUGGGCAACAGGAUGACUCAGACGACGACGAAGAUCAAGAGAGCUCACACCGUUACGAUGCUGGUCUCCUCGUGAGCGGCGGCAAAGAUGGCCGCGUCUGCCUGUGGAAGACGUUGUGAAACGGUCACAGCGAUUGUUUGUACUUGUAAUCAAUUCACAAGACGGUAUGCUCCUCCAGCAAAACAUGUCGCACCGAAGAGAACCAGCAAGAAACCUCUUGCUCUCAAUGAAGCGCUUCUUGGAGCUCUUGAGGCAAAGGCACCGGCGAGAUACGCUUCACGAAAGGAGUACGCGCCAAGCGCCGAAAGAGUGGCAGUACCUGUCAAUCGACAGGCAAGGCAAUCAUUGUCUGGAGUCUCGUGCGCCUCGACAGCUGAUC